CUCCCUGCUCGCUGCAUCCCUCUCCGCAUCCCUCCUCCGUUCCCUCGGUCCCUCCGCGCCUUCCUCUCCCCUCCCGCCGCGGGAGCCGCCGCCGGAGCCGGAGCCUGGAUGCGGACCCCGGCCCCGGGGCGGCUGCGCCUCCUUCGCCCGCCCCGUGGCCCCCGCGGGCCCCACGUGCCCGGCGCCGGGCCCCCGCAGCGGCCGGCCGGACGGACCUUCUGCCCCAGCCGCGCCGCCGCCGCCCCGGCCCUAAGAUGAAGAGGGCGUUUGCCGGAGGAAGCAAACUGCUGAUCUGGGUGCUGUGCCUGAACCUCCAGUCCCGAGCGGAUCCGUGCCCCGGGGCCUGCGUGUGCUACAGCGAGCCCAAGAUCACCACCAGCUGCCAGCAGCAGGGGCUGAGGGCCAUCCCCGCCGCCAUCCCGGCCCAGAGCCAGCGCAUCUUCCUCCACAACAACCACAUCACGCAGGUGGGGGCCGCCAGCUUCCGCUCCUGCCGCAACCUGACCAUCCUCUGGAUCCACUCCAACGCCAUCGGCGUCAUCGAGGCCACGGCCUUCGCCGGCCUGGACAAGCUGGAGGAGCUGGACGUCAGCGACAACGUGAACCUGCGCGCCAUCGCGCCCGCCACCUUCCGCGGCCUGCGGCGCCUGCACACCCUGCACCUGGACCGCUGCGGCCUGCUGGAGCUGUCCCCCGGCCUCUUCCGCGGCCUCUUCUCCCUGCAGUACCUCUAUCUCCAGGACAACAACCUCCAGGCCCUCCAGGAUGACACCUUCCUGGACCUGGCCAACCUCACCUACCUGUUCCUGCACGGCAACGGCAUCCGGAACCUGUCCGAGAACGUCUUCAGGGGCCUGGUCAACCUGGACCGGCUGCUGGUGCACCAGAACCAGGUGUCCCGGGUGCACCCCCGGGCCUUCCACGACCUGGGCAAAGUCAUGACCUUAUACCUGUUCAACAACAACCUGACGGUGCUGGCGGGGGAGACCAUGGCGCCGCUGGCGAACCUGCAGUACCUGCGGCUCAACGGGAACCCCUGGAUCUGCGACUGCCGCGCCAAGUCCCUGUGGAGCUGGUUCAAGCAGUUUAAGGGCUCCUCCUCGGACCUCGAGUGCCAUCUGCCCCUGCGCCUGGCCGGGAGGGACCUCAAACGGCUGCAUGGCGCCGACCUGGAGGGCUGCGUUGACCCCGUCAACCAGGUCCGCUCGGGGUCCAAGGGCAGGCACGGGAAAGGGCCCACCAUGGAGCCCCUGCCCGUGGGGCCCCACGACGGCCCUCUGAAAUGCUGCCAGCCGGAGGCGGACAAGUCUUUCAUGUAUGAAGCCACGGGGCACGGGGGGCCCCAGUACGGCGGCCCCCCCACCGGCAACGGCCGGAAGGACAAGGAGAACAUGUCCAAGCCCAAGACGGCAGAGUCCGACCCUGCCAAAAACGCCAGCCAGAAGCACAUCAAUGACUCGCCCUUUGGGACUUUCCCCAGCAACGUGGAGGUCCCACUGACCAACUUCCAGCCCGAUCUCCUGGAGCCCGGGGAGUCUUCCAUGGCUCCCCCCCGCCGGAGGCCCGGCUGCUCCCGAAAGAACCGGACCAAGGCCCAGUGCCGCCUGGGCCCCACGGGCAGCAGUGGCGCCAGCGGCGGCAGCAGCGGGAGCAGCGGCAGUGGCGGUCUCCUCGGACCCGCUCGGCCCAGCCUGGCCCUUGGCCUGGUUCUCCCCGUGCUCCUGUUCUGGACUUUGCUGUGGUCCUGUUAAUGGUUCCUAGGGCAGGAUAGCACUGGCCCAGCGUGGCUGGGGCAAACCAAGGCUGGGGCCACAGGGGACCGGAUGCCUUUAUAGAGAAUCCCGGUGUAUAUAAAGUGCAUCCCCCACCCCACCAGGAGAAUUAAAAGGGAGGCUGCUGACCCUGUCCCCACAGGGGUCAUUCUUGAAUGAGGUCGGGCACACGAGGGGCUUCUGAGUAAUCCCCCUGAGCCGCCCCAGCCCCUGACUCCCAAGCCCUUGAGGAAAAAGUUCUCCCUUGCCGAAUGUCUCACACACACACACAGACACACACAGACACGCACACACACAUACACACACACACAAAACAAAACAAAAAAGACUCACCAGUUUCUAAGUUGGAAUCCUCCCAAACGACAUUGCAAGUUCCCGUUUGCCAAGGCGGCGCCCGCCGCUCUCCGGAAGCCCGUCUCUGAAUAUUGCUGUCCGCCAUCCCCAUCUCUCAUGCCAUGUUUACAGGGGGCAUCGGUUCCAGAAUGCUGCUUCCUACUCAGACUGCAGUCUAUAUAAAAAUAUACAUUUUAUUUUCCUUGUGUCAAAGUAUAAAAAAAUAUAAAAUAAAGAUUUCCUUUUCCUACACUGUUGACGAUGUGCCCGUGGGGCAGCCUCCUCCCUUUGCCUGCAGCGUGGACGUUGACUUCGGUAGGUCAGGUUGUCGUGAGCGCGCUGCCAUGGGGGCUCCCUUGAUGACCCACUGAGGCUGCUGCAGGUGGGCCCUCCCCGGUGAAGCCUUAGGCAGGUAUGACAGAUGCACGGUCCGCUUCCGGGGCUCUUAAAGAACCCUCUGAGGGGCUCCCCUUCAAAAACCCAAGGCCCCGUCACACCGUGCAAAGGGGGGCAGUGGAAGGCUAAGAGCUUCCUGGGAUCAUGGUGAGAUCAUCGGUACCUUAGCAGCAUCUCACAGAUGAGGAAGCUGGGGUCGGGGAAGCAGAACAAAUUUGCCCCCGGCUCCUAGCAGAGCUCAUAUGCCUGGGCUGGUUCCCGAGCCGAGGAGGCUUCAGACCUGGCUCCUGAAUUGGGUUCUAGGUGGCUAUUGGUCGAGAAGAACCAGCCACCAUUUCCUUCUGUCCCCAACAGCAUUAUUUGAUCUCACUUGAUUUCAUUUCCAGUGCUUCUUAGCUCUGGAAUCCUGGGUCUCAAUUUUCUCAUCUAUAAAAUGGGAGGAAGAGACAGGGUGAUCUCUAAAGUCCCUGGUGAUGACACGGGCCUCCUGGAGACCUAGCUGGGUGAGAAGUGCAGAGAUGAGAUCAGCUGAGGCGUAUGUAGGAGUGUGGGGGGAGAGAAGUGGAUUCUGACCUGCUUCCUUCAGGGAGGGUUCCUACCUAUUUCAGCACUGCUUCAAAGUGUAUUUUUAAAUUUUUUUCUUUUUAAAUUGUGACCACACCAGUCACUACCCACCACUAGCAUUUUCUUAGAUAGAAAAGAACUACCCUAAUGGGUGAUCAGUGAUCAGAGGGUGAAGUCCAAGUGAUUAACAGCCACAAGGGAAAAAGGCUCCAAAUCACUAAUCAGGAGAGAAGUGGAAGAUCAACGGUGUUCUGAGAUCUCUAUCGUUAAAGUAUAAUUGCUUAUUGUACAUUCAGAGAAACUGAGGCUCUGAGCAUGCAGCCACUUAUUCUUACUCCCACAAAUGUGGAAGGGAGAUGGCACAAGUGCCUGGAAUCCUGAGUUUGGAGAAAGAGGUCCUGGGGUUGAAUCUUACCCUGGUGGCAAAUAAUAAGUAGAAAGUACAAAUAGAAAGAGCAAGU
Messenger RNA from Sarcophilus harrisii (Tasmanian devil), 3526 nucleotides. RefSeq names its product reticulon 4 receptor (gene RTN4R). The record is from RefSeq and is a predicted model, not a curated record. NCBI's taxonomy places the organism in Eukaryota, Metazoa, Chordata, Mammalia, Dasyuromorphia, Dasyuridae. The transcript is spliced from 2 exons. The coding region runs from base 255 to 1751 and encodes 498 amino acids. Gene Ontology annotation, molecular function: protein binding. Gene Ontology annotation, cellular component: plasma membrane.